AUGGCUUCCAACUAUACCUACUCGUUCAUCCGGGUCUCGAAGACAGACGGAGUCGGCAUCUCCGCCCAAAAAUAUCGAGACCUACGCUUAAAAGCAUUGAAGACUUCACCUGAUUCUUUCUCAUCUACUUAUGAUAUCGAAGCGGCGUUCACCGAUGCCGACUGGGUAGAUCGCCUCACUGUUCCCGAUCGAGAAGUCUUUAUUUGUGCUGCAAUACCACUUAGCCACGAUCCAUCAUGUCCCGUUGAUAUCCAAUGGAUCGGCCAGGUCACUCUACGAGGACCUUCAUCCAGGACUGAUUUCGAGUUACCCGUGGAAGCUGGCCAGCCACCCCAAAAGUCCGACGAAGAGGAAGAGCGAUGGCAGAUGCUGAGCUUGUUUACGCUUCCGGAAUAUCGUGGCCAUGGACUGGGGAGCAAGCUAUGCCUAGAGGCUCUGAGUUAUCUUCGAUUAUACCGCUCAUUCCCUCGUAACAUUCAAGUGCGGCUUAUCGUCAAGGCGGGGAAUACUGUUACGGUGGAAUUGUACCGACGUCUUGGAUUUAUUCAUGCCGGGAGGGCUACCCUUAUUGAAGCUCUUAUCGCGAAUGGAGAUGAGUAUCUUCUUCCGAAAGAUCGGAGCUCGGACGACUCGGAGAGAAAAGGGCUGAUUAUGAUUUCUCGGAUAUCGCGCUCAUAA
Molecule: messenger RNA, 678 nt
Organism: Penicillium arizonense
Lineage: Eukaryota; Fungi; Ascomycota; Eurotiomycetes; Eurotiales; Aspergillaceae
Product: GNAT family N-acetyltransferase
Exons: 1
Coding region: 1-678 (225 amino acids)
Molecular function (GO): acyltransferase activity, transferring groups other than amino-acyl groups
Source: RefSeq, a predicted model, not a curated record